This is a messenger RNA of Sceloporus undulatus (fence lizard), 1116 nucleotides long. RefSeq lists its product as uncharacterized. The transcript is spliced from 2 exons. Lineage: Eukaryota; Metazoa; Chordata; Lepidosauria; Squamata; Phrynosomatidae. The record is from RefSeq and is a predicted model, not a curated record. Bases 207 to 872 code for a protein of 221 amino acids.
CACAAGAGAAGCCCUGGGAAACAAGCCAUGUCCCGAUGGGAUGUGGAGAUGUCUGACUAAAAAGACUGGACUUUAUGUUUUGAGCUAUCAUCUACUGGAUAUAAAGCUAUUUUCUUAUUAAAGGUACAGUUGUACCACACUUGCCUGAGUAAGUUUGUUCUGCAUGUGGGAGAGAACAUAAGGGGAGGAAUCUGUUGCCUUGCAAGAUGGAGCCUGCUAUGCCAGCCCCGCCCACAUUGGUGGAGAAUGCGGGCAGCGACCCUAGGGCGGGACCAAGGGCUAAACAGGAACAGUUAUUCCAUUGGCUUACUGAGCAACAGCAAAUUCUCCUCCAACAUUUGUCCUCCCAACAAGCCAGGUUCUUAGAGCAGGCCUGCAGGGCCCAGCGGCAAGCCCAAGAACAAUUGGUCACGAAGUUGGCUGAUUUGUGGCGAGCUCAGCGGCUGGGGUCAACAGAAGAACAGGAAAGGGCGUUGAUGGGGAUGAAGAGGUUAAAUCCCCUGAGACUCAUGAAGAUGGGGCCCCAAGAUGAUGUAGAAGCAUUUCUAAAUACGUUUGAGAGAGUGGCAACCGCGGCCCAAUGGCCACAGGAACAAUGGGCCCUGAUUUUGACUCCGUGCCUAACAGGAUCGGCACAAGAAGCCGUAGACACAAUGUCCUCCGAGGAGGCAAAGGAUUACCAAAAAGUAAAAGAGACAAUUUUACAAACACUUAACAUCUCGGAGGAAACAUAUCGCUUAAGACUGAGAGACCUACAGUGGAAGCCAGGCCUGCACCUGAGGACCUUGGGACAGAAGAUGCGUGCCUGUGGCUUGCGGUGGUUAAAACCUACGGAGAGGUCAGCAGGAGAGCGGAGGAGAGUGAGUUGGUGAGGCCCCGACGAUGUCCAGAGGUUAUUCCGCCAGGAGGAAGCCGGGUUCUACCUAGCCAGGAAAGAGGACUUGAGCCAACCCUGGCGGGAAUGCAUCGUGGAUUGGAGGAAGAGGCACUUGCGGAAACGGAGCAAGCUGAACCUCAAAGAACAACAAAAGCUGACCCUAAGGUGACGGCUCGUCGUCCGGUGGUCUGUUACGCUUGUGGGAUGGAGGGCCAUAUUCGUCGACAUUGUCCCGGUAU